Closterium sp. NIES-67 is the source of this 1029-nucleotide messenger RNA. The record is from the annotation of a GenBank genome assembly. Lineage: Eukaryota; Viridiplantae; Streptophyta; Zygnematophyceae; Desmidiales; Closteriaceae.
ACCCAAUCAAUGAGACUAUCUUUGGAGGUGGAGAAUGACGGAGAGAAAGCCUCGGAACCUCUAGAAAAAAUCAAGGAAUUAUUGAAGGAGUUCCAAGACAUUCUUCCUGACGAUCUUCCGAACGAGCUACCGCCAUACCGAACGCAUCAACACGAGAUCGUGGAGGAACCGGGUUCGAAGCCGACCUUCCGAGCACCAUACCGGCUCAGCCCUACGGAGCUGACUGACAUGAAAAAAAAGAUCGAGUAUCUCCUAGCCAAAGGACUCAUCCGGCCAUCCACUUCGCCAUACGGUGCCCCAGUACUCUUCACACCGAAACCGGACGGAAGCCUGCGCAUGUGCAUCGACUACCGAGCUCUUAACAAGCAGACCAUCAAGAACAAGUAUCCGAUACCACGAAUCGAUGACCUGCUUGACCAGCUUCGGGGAGCUAUGGUAUUUUCCAAAGUGGAUCUGCGGUCCGAAUACUGGCAGAUACGGAUGGCGGACAACUCUAUCCACAAAACUGCUUUUCGAACUCGGUACGGAUCGUACGAGUAUUUGGUCAUGCCAUUCGGACUCACUAACGCGCCGGCAACGUUCCAAGCCGAAAUGAACCACAUUCUACGACCACUUAUGGACGAAUGCGUGGUGGUGUACCUGGACGACAUACUCAUCUACUCGCGCGACAUGAAACAACACGUCGAACACCUGCGACGCGUCUUCGAAAUUCUUCGACGAGAACGAUUCUACGUCAAACUGUCCAAGAGCGAAUUCGCCCUGGAGAAGGUCCAAUUUCUAGGACACAUGGUGAGCGCUCAAGGAGUUCACGUCGACCCCAAGAAAAUCGAAGCCGUACGUACGUGGACGACACCCGAGAACGUGGAGGAGUUGCAGCAGUUCCUAGGCUUCGCUAAUUACUACAACAGGUUCGUGCCACAGUAUGCGAAACUCGCGGCACCACUCACGAAUCUGCUGAAGAAGAACACGCCCUACAAAUGGGAGAUGAAGCACCAGGACUAGAUCCGCAAUCACUGGCGACUCCCGUUU